UCUCCUCGUUUCCGACAUAAACAUAUAGAACCCUAGAGCUGCGUUACAGGAGGUCAAAACUUACGGUCCUGUUUUGUAAAGCUAACGGAAUAUAAUACAGAGACAUGGCCAGCACCUUGGUGGCAGUGGGACUGACGCUGGCAGCAGCUGGUUUUGCAGGCCGUUAUGCCAUGCAGGCCAUGAAACAGAUGAAACCUCAUAUGAAACAGGCCUUACAGAGUUUGCCCAAUACGGCUUUUGGAGGAGGGUACUAUAGGGGAGGUUUUGAAACAAAGAUGACAAAAAGAGAAGCUGCUCUUAUUUUAGGUGUCAGUCCCACAGCCAACAAGAUCAAGAUUAGGGAGGCCCACAGAAAACUGAUGAUCCUGAACCAUCCAGACAGAGGAGGAUCUCCAUACAUGGCAGCAAAAAUAAAUGAAGCAAAGGACCUAAUGGACGUCCAGGCCAAGAAAUAAAACUGAAGAUGUUAAAAAUAAACGAUUUAUUCAUGAAGAUUUACUGGCCGAGGCAAGCACUUGAUUUUUCCAAUUAAAUAAAAUACAUA
Molecule: messenger RNA, 544 nt
Organism: Nematolebias whitei (Rio pearlfish)
Lineage: Eukaryota; Metazoa; Chordata; Actinopteri; Cyprinodontiformes; Rivulidae
Gene: dnajc19
Product: DnaJ (Hsp40) homolog, subfamily C, member 19
Exons: 6
Coding region: 105-455 (116 amino acids)
Biological process (GO): protein import into mitochondrial matrix
Cellular component (GO): PAM complex, Tim23 associated import motor
Molecular function (GO): ATPase activator activity
Source: RefSeq, a predicted model, not a curated record